CUUCUCUAUGGUCGUGCUGGCACCGCGGGGCCGACGGGAGGCUGGCGGACUAUGUACAUUUUUCCCUCAUUACCUCACGAGCAGGGAGGAGGCUGCUGGGAUAGCGGAGGACCUUCCCUCGGCCUCGCUCCAGUCCUCCAGCUCCCCUCGCUGCCCGGCGGCUCCGGGAAGCCCGGCUCCCGGCCCGGCCGCGGCGGGCCCUGCCCCCCUCCCCCCGCCCGCCGGGCCCGCUUCUCUGGGGAGCCUCGCCCAGGCCCAUGGCUCCAUGAGGCGGGAGAAGGAGGCGGCGGCGGCGGUGGGGCAGCAGCGGCGGCGGCUGGGCUGAGGCGGAGGAGAAGCCGCGUCCGGCCCGGGACGGGUGCAGGAGGGUUCUGCAGUGCUCCAGGCAGCAAGUUUUGAAGCAGGAUGGGAAAAAGACGCUGUGUUCCUCCACUUGAGCCCAAGCUGGCAGCUGGCUGUUGUGGGGUAAAGAAGCCCAAAUUGUCUGGGAGUGGAACGCACAGUCAUGGGAAUCAGGCCACAACUGUACCAGGCUCCAGUUCAGGUCCUCUUCAGAACCACCAGCAUACAGAUGGGAAUAAUGGAAGGGAGAACGUAUCUGACUUGACUUUGGGCCCAGGAAAUUCCCCAAUUACUCGAAUGAAUCCCACUUCAGGAGCUCUGAGCCCACUUACUCGGCCCAAUGGAACUGCCAACAGCACCAAGAACCUGGUGGUGACAGCGGAGAUGUGCUGCUACUGCUUUGAUGUACUCUACUGUCAUCUCUAUGGUUUCCCUCAGCCACGACUUCCUCGAUUUACCAAUGACCCCUAUCCACUCUUUGUGACGUGGAAGACGGGGCGAGACAAGCGGCUUCGUGGCUGCAUCGGGACCUUUUCAGCCAUGAAUCUUCACUCAGGACUCAGGGAAUACACAUUAACCAGUGCACUUAAGGACAGCCGAUUUCCCCCCCUGACCCGCGAGGAGCUGCCCAAACUCUUCUGCUCUGUCUCCCUCCUCACUAACUUUGAGGAUGCCAGUGACUACCUGGACUGGGAGGUUGGGAUCCAUGGGAUCAGAAUAGAGUUCAUCAAUGAGAAAGGUGUCAAACGCACAGCCACGUAUUUACCUGAGGUUGCUAAGGAACAAGACUGGGAUCAGAUCCAGACCAUAGACUCCUUACUCAGGAAAGGUGGCUUUAAGGCUCCGAUUACCAAUGAUUUUAGGAAAACGAUUAAACUCACCAGGUACCGCAGUGAGAAGGUGACAAUCAGUUAUGCAGAAUACAUGGCUUCCCGUCAGCAUUGUUUCCAGAAUGGCACUCUUCAUGCCCCCCCCCUCUACAAUCAUUACUCCUGACACACGGCUGCAUGACCAGUCCCACUCCCCAGUUGCUGCCAAUGGCUACGACAUCAUUGGGGCAGAUGCCUCCUCUUCCUGGUCCAGUUACUUCUAUUACUGCACCAUUUUAUGAUGCUAGCUUCCGUUGCCAAGUCUGCCUUCCAGCUGACCUGGGGGGAGGAUGAGAGCAUGACAGAACUUCAGGGGCCCAAGCCUUAUCUCAGCCUUCCCUCCGAAUGGGGGUUCAGUUGGAUUGGGGCUCCAUGCCUACGAACUGUCGUGAGGUGCAGAAGACUUCUAGGAGUGAAAGUGCCACUUUGGACUGAUCCGUUCUUGUGUGUUACCAACACUCCGGAAACUUGAGCUGUUCAUUAUGGAAGCCCCCCAGAUCAAGUAGGAGCAUUCCCCUGGCAGCCUGGGCAACGGAGUCCAACAAAACAUUUUUUAGGUUCUUUUUAAUUUUUUUUAACCUCUGGUAUCUGUUGUGUACCAAGAGCUGAUUGCAGUCCCCACACAUCACAGGCGGACAUUAUGAUAUUGGGGAGGGUUGAAGAUCUGGAUGGCGCCCCAUCCUCACGGGACAGAAAACACUUGAAGAUGUGAAAAACCUUUUGAUGGUAUUGCAGAUGAAUCCAUUAUUUAAAUAAACCCUAGAAGGCUUUAA
Molecule: messenger RNA, 1984 nt
Organism: Grus americana (Whooping crane)
Lineage: Eukaryota; Metazoa; Chordata; Aves; Gruiformes; Gruidae
Gene: AMMECR1L
Product: AMMECR1 like
Exons: 7
Coding region: 406-1338 (310 amino acids)
Source: RefSeq, a predicted model, not a curated record